This is a messenger RNA of Momordica charantia (bitter melon), 1086 nucleotides long. The record is from RefSeq and is a predicted model, not a curated record. NCBI's taxonomy places the organism in Eukaryota, Viridiplantae, Streptophyta, Magnoliopsida, Cucurbitales, Cucurbitaceae.
AUGGGGAAUGGGAGUAUCUCCAAGGUGAGAGGAAUUGGAGAUGUUGGUUUGAAGACAGGCGAAGGGGUCGAGUUGGUGCUACGAGGCGUCAGGUAUAUUCCUAGCUUCAGAUUUAAUUUGUUAUCCGUAGGGAAGCUAGAGACAAUGGCUAUAGCAGGUUCACUGAGACAGACAAUGCACAGAGUAGCUACAGAUAGUUCAGGACGAGACCUUAAAGGACCAACAACAUUGAUGGCCAGAACAGAUCAGAAAAACUUGCCAUCAGCUCACGUUAAACAGUUGAGAAGUACAGAAAAGGGAAACGAGAAUUUGAUAGGCCAUCAAGUUCAUACCUCAGCUGUCAGACGUUCAGGAGAGCUGGUGAAGUCGCAUAGGCGAAUUAGUGCAUUUAAAGGUACGGGUUUUGUUUCUAGUGUGGUGACAGACUUGGGUGGAAGUGCCAAGUCAUCAGGGGAAUCUUCCUUUAAAGGUCGUUGGACGGACAAGGCGUCGUUGCUAGCAGAAGUAAUCCAACACGUAAAAGAGCUGAAACGACAGACAACAUUGAUAGCCGACGUAAGUCCGGUACCGACCGAGCUCGACGAGCUAUCGGUGGACGUUGACGCGUCGGACGAGGACGGGAAGUUUGUGAUCAAAGCCUCACUUUGUUGCGAGGAUAGGUCGGAUCUUCUGCCGCAGAUCAUCAAAACCCUCAAGUCCCUUCACCUGAGAACUCUAAGAGCCGAGAUCACCACCCUCGGCGGUCGAGUAAAGAACGUCUUAUUCAUCACCGGAGACGAUGACUCCUCSUCCUCCGGUGACCAACAAGAACCUCAACACCACCACCAAUACUGCAUCACUUCUAUUCAGGAAGCACUCAAGGCCGUGAUGGAGAAAGUUUGUAGCGAAGAUCAUUCCUCCUCAGGCAGCACCAAGAGACAAAGGACUAACAACAACAUUAAUAUCAUCGAACACAGGUCUCUCUAAUUCAUCAAACACACCCAAUCCCAUCCUCACAUGGUUCAAACAUGAUUUUUUUAUCUAAUUAAGCCCCAUUUCAUACCCAUUCUCCUUUUUAUUUUCUAUUUUUUCAAAACCUUUUCCAAA